UCCUGAAAAGCAUCUAAGCGGAAUCGUAGCAGCGUAUGCCGACAAGAUAGACGUGCAAGACAGUUUAUACUCUAGUUCGCCUUUUUACUCUAGCGUACUUCCUCAGAUACAGUCAUUCUACAGCCCAAGGACCUAUCAUGUAUUUUCGAUUUUUGCUUGUAACAUGGGUUGCAAUUGUGUUAGUUUUGAGCGAAGGACAGGAAGUCAGUGAAUGUAAGGAUCUCUUUCGUUCUUGUCAUGUUUAUCCCAAGAGAGUCUACUGUUUAAAUGAAAAUUACAGACCAUUCAUGGAGAAAUACUGCGCAAAGUACUGCGGAUUCUGUGACUGCCAUCAAUGGAUAUACGGAUGCUGCCGCGAUGGCAAGACUAACGCUGAUGGACCAAGGGAACAGGGAUGCGCAGUUAAGCUUUGCUACGAUGUGUUUGUUGAUGGAUGUCCCGAGUCAAAAAAGAAUGGCACAUGUUCGUCCCCGGAGACUCUAGCCUUGAUGAAAGAAAGAUGCCCUUACAGUUGCGGCUUCUGCAAACACUUUGCUCCUUCAAAAAGCGAAUGCCUCAAUUCUCGAUACGGUUGCUGUUGGGAUGGGGAUUUUGCCGUUGGACCUGAUCAAAAGGGAUGUAGACCCUGUGUGGACACAUAUCCUCAUGCAUGCAAAGAGUUUGCUGUUCCUGGAUCGUGUUCGAAUAGUGGUGCAUACUACACCAGGACGUUUUUAGAGAAGAACUGUCCAAAGUCUUGUGGAGUCUGCCCUGUUUCAGGUUGUUACGACAGAGCUGGAGAAGCCAAGUGCGUUCAAUGGCUAAUUAAAGGUUACUGUAAAAACAGCAUUUGGAAACCGUACAUGAUGGAUAGCUGCGCCAAAACCUGUGAUUUAUGCGAAGAGGAAGGGAUGAUCGCAUAAACAGAUUUGAGUACAGCCAGGAUGGCUUUAGCUAUUCUCAUAACCAGUUCGAAUUGCACAAGUAAGGAAAGUGUUCGCAACUUUUCUGGGCUAUCAGCUGCAGGUUAAACAACAGUCUAAUACUGGUAAUUAUAAAUACUAAUAGGUCCUUUUACAUUUCCCUGCGCCAUCCUGAAGGGUAGCCGUGCCUUUGCAUUGAAGCAAGACGAAAGGUGAGCUUGCAAUGAUAGAGAAAUGUGAAUAAUUGUCCAAGGUGUUGAAAAAGGUCCCUAUCAGUGCAAGCUCCCCGUUCGUCUCACCUGCAAUGCAAAAGUAUGGCUACCUUUCAAGAUGGCGCCGGGAACUAUUGAAUAAAGUAAACUUAUGGAUAGCAGAAAAAGAAAAAAUAUAUAUAUACUGUAAAAUGUGCAUAAAUUAAAUUCAAGUCAGAAAGGAAACUGUUUUCUGGUUCGUAAUCAACUUCAAACGAAUUUACAGAUCUCUUUACUUUGGGCGUGUCAUUCCCUAGAGAAUACGAUUCGUUUGAGAAGUAUCCAUAUUCAUGUGUCUUCUCAUGCGCAACCGUGAAACAAAGAAAUGAUACUCUAAGGAAUUUUCUGGACAUCAUUUAUUGCCAUUGAUAUAGUAUUAAAUUAAUAUAAAGAUUA
This is a messenger RNA of Actinia tenebrosa (Australian red waratah sea anemone), 1549 nucleotides long. RefSeq lists its product as uncharacterized. The record is from RefSeq and is a predicted model, not a curated record. NCBI's taxonomy places the organism in Eukaryota, Metazoa, Cnidaria, Anthozoa, Actiniaria, Actiniidae.